CACUUUGGUGACUGUUUCUUUUGCAGGGGCUUUGCCAGUGUAGACUUAACCUAACGUAGUAAGUGUAGACUUGAUGGCUUGUCCAUGACCCGGUAACACUUCCGUUUAAACUGUUAACAAAUGUCAUGCGAUUGUGAACAACCAGAAGCCACAGCGCAGCGGUAGUUUUGGAUUUGAAGAUGGGGGACGAUUUAGGUGAUGACUGGUGGGAACAAAAGGGCAAUUCGGAUUCCCCCGUGGGAGAGGAGGAGAGCGAAGAACCGGAGAAACAGCCCACAGAGCAAGCAUCCCCACGGGAGAAGAAAGGAAAGAAGAGGAAGAGUGUAACAGAAACCCCAGUCCCGGUCAAGAAGAAGACUGCACUGAAAUCACAGACUGCGUGUUUUAUGGCUCAGGCGAAGAAAGAGGAUGAAGUAGAAAAAAAGCCCAAGAAAAAGAGAAAGAAGAAGAAGAAGACUAUCACAGACGUCCUCGCUACCUCGGAACCCAAACCGGGCUCUCCGGGUGACCUGCAGAGCCUGGUUCUAGAACACUUCAAAGACAAACGCUCCGUCAUCGAGCUGGAGGAUCUCAAACUACAGGAUUCCUGCUUCGUGAGGAGUAAUGACCUCACACACAGCCUCUCCUCCUACCUGAAAGAAAUUUGUCCCAAAUGGGCUAAGGUCCAGAAGCAGCACACAGAGAAGAGUUCUGUGGUUCUGCUCAUCGUCUGUAGCGCCGCGCUAAGAGUCAUCGAGCUCAUCAAACAGUUAACCACCUUCAGGGGAGAGGCCAAAGUGCUGAAGCUGUUUGCAAAGCACAUCAAGGUAGAGGAGCAGGUGAAGCUCCUACAGACGGGGGUGACACACAUCGGGGUGGGGACGCCAGGGAGACUGACUGCCCUCAUUGAGAAAGAGGGUCUGACCCUGCCUCCCCUGCGUUUCCUGGUUCUGGACUGGAACUGGAGAGACCAGAAGCUUCGCAGGAUGGUGGAUGUUCCUGAGGUCAAAGGUGACUUGCUGAAGCUGCUGGAUAUGGGGAUCUUGAAAGGUUGUAGGGAAGGAAAAGUCAAAGUGGGACUGUUCUGAUACAAACACACACCUCGUGCCAUAAUCCUCCAUUUUUUAAAUUUCACCUUUAUUUUACCAGGUAGGCCAGUUGAGAACAAGUUCUCAUUUACAACUGCGACCUGGCCAAGAUAAAGCAAAGCAGUGUGACAAAAACAACAACACAGAGUUACACGUGGGAUAAACAAAAGUAGAGUCAAUAACAAAAGAAAAAUCUAUAUACAGUGUGUGCAAAUGGAGUAAGGAGGUAAGGCAAUAAAUAGGCCAUUGUAGCAGAGUAAUUAAAAUUUAGCAAAUUAACACUGGAGUGAGAGAUGUGCAGAUGAUGAUGUGCAAGUAUAAAUAGUGGUGUGCAAAAAAGUGAAUAAAAACAAUAUGGGGAUGUGGUAGGUAGUUGGAUGGGCGAUUUACAGAUUGGCUGUGUACAGCUGCAGCGAUCGGUGAGCUGCUCAGAUAUCUGAUGCCAUAUACUGAGAUACAAACACACACCUAGUGCCAUACUCUGCUAUAUACUGACAUACAAACACACACCCAACCAAGUCAGACUGGACCUCUUCUCAUCAUGCUCUUGUUCACACGCGCACACAAACACUCACACGCAACAAAGUUAAUUGGGGCCCCUCAAACCAAUCCUGUCUCCAUAACAGACAAAGACUGCUGGACAUUUCAACCAUCUACCCUAUCCUGUUUUUACCCUCUCUCUCUGUGACACUGUUCUUGUUCUAUUUUAAGUGACCAUGUAAAAUGUCUGAUAUGGUUUAUACAGUGUUGUAGUUCAACAAUAGCACAGCCCUCUGUGUGACACAGCCCUUUGUGUGAUGGUUUGAAUAAAGACAUUUGAAUGGAA
Salvelinus fontinalis (brook trout) is the source of this 1893-nucleotide messenger RNA. It is a transcript of the gene cmss1, whose product is annotated as cms1 ribosomal small subunit homolog. The transcript has 10 exons. The record is from RefSeq and is a predicted model, not a curated record. Bases 180 to 1067 code for a protein of 295 amino acids. NCBI's taxonomy places the organism in Eukaryota, Metazoa, Chordata, Actinopteri, Salmoniformes, Salmonidae. Gene Ontology annotation, cellular component: nucleus; 90S preribosome.